AUGGGACGAAUGCGCCCGGACUACACUGGCACUGGCAUCACUAAUAUCAGGAGCAUCAGGAGUGUCACUGGCAUCACAAGCGUCACUGACAUCACGAGCAUCACAAGCGUCAUUGACAUCGCUGGAGGCCUUCCAAUGCGUCCCCGCUCUCCGGCUACGGCUCGCACCUAUUGGGCAACGACCAAGGUCAGCAUCCCCGCGUUCAACGUCCCCACUUUCCAGCAAUCAAAUUUGGUAGCCAUGGCUUAUUUCAUCGCAGUUCCCUUCUCGACGGACGGGUCUCCGACUGUCCUUACGGUUCCAUGGAUCCCCGCUGACCGCACCGAGUCUAUGGCUCCUAUAGUUAAGGAUGAAGCUAGGGUAGAAGUGGAUUGGAGUGGGUUGGCCGGGGGAAAGGCAAAGAGUGUACGAAAUUCGACUCCCAGUGGGAGAAAGGCGAAGAAUGCCCAGAAGACCACUCCUAGCGGUCCUCCUGCAGUGGAAUUUCAAGGGAUCGAGAAGUCGGUAGCAGGGUCUGGUAAAGCCUCCCAAGGCAAGAAGGCACGCGAAAGCGCUAGACCCUAUCCCUCUCGUUACACGCUUCUGAGGCGCAAGUUCAAGGGUGUCGAGUAUUGGACCCGCUGGUGGCCCAUCGACUCCGAGGAACCUCUUCGCCAGCCACCCCAAAGCAUAUCCAAGGACACGCGCCUACAGGUCAACGACCUUUGUAUCAAUCGUGUGGCAGAUAAGCAGUUCAACAUGUGGAUCUACACCGCUGCUAAUGGUUGGGAAGCCAUCUUGGAGGGUGAUACUCGUGUCUUUGAUGGAGAGAGGACAUUGUCAAUCAACCCAUCAAACGAGCCGGAUUGGGUUUACCGCAAGGAUGCGAGCGGCCGCGGUGUUGCGCGAGAUAACGGCGCGCAUUCCCUCGUGAAGCAGCGCGCGGAUUGGGCAACGCCGAUCGCCCUCGAUCGCCCGUGCGAGCUUGUUCAGCCUGUCUACAUCAUCCGCGAAAGACUUACGACCAGGAAGUUCCGCAGCCGGGACCCCGAAUCCGAGCCCAUGAGCAAACGGAGUGGAAUGGUAAGGCCGGUCCGUCAUCUCAGCAUCGUCGCUCCAGAAGGCGCGGAUCGAUUCCGGCUGGGAGUUCUGUGGUACAGACAGAGGGGAGGCAUCCUCUCGUCGCCAUCCUCCAAGUUGCACGCGCUAUCAAGUGUACAUGACCGCGAUCCCGACGUGCUCGCCGGAGUGCAGAGCGUUACAGGUGUGCUCCACGACCUGAAGAACACCCCGUACACUGUAUACGGUGACGAUCCCAUUGGACGUCGUCGCCAUGGUGUCGCGGCCCGAAGGCGAGGUCCCCGUGAUGACACGACUGCUCGCGAGCCGCACAGGCGUGCUGAACCGCCGCCACCUCUUCUGGAGUGCGUAAAAGCUGACGACGAAAACCGCGCCUGGCACUUUGAGCGCGCGGACGGGAGCCUCACACGCGUCGGCAAGAGUCGUCUAUUCUGGUACAGGGUGCAGGAUAUACCGGAGGUCGAGCGGAUCAUCAAGGGGUUCGAGACGAAGGGGCGGAUUGAUAGGUCGUACCUCCCUGUCGGCCCUGCUGCACCUCCAAGGAAGGAUGUUGGGCUCGGCGGCGUGAAGAAGUGUUCGACUCUGGCGAGAAAGGCUAUGCCUAGCUAUGAUGUCGCGGAGAUGGAGAAAGGGGAGGAGCUAGAUGCGUGGGCGGUGGCGCUGCCGAACGGCGCGUACAAGCCGUUCGUUGAGAUCGUGUUGGUGUUCGUGCCUAUGGUCGCGCCCUGGUUCAGCGGGAUUAUCUCGACGCUGUCGAUGCCCCUCAGUCAGAAGUUGACAGCCCGGGAGGUUGCGGUGCUGUAUGAGGAGAUGUAUUCUGGAGAGAGGUUGGUGAAGAUUCAGAUGGGCGUUCCCGAGUUGGGAGACGUUGAGGGGAAGCAUGGGUGGACUGUCAGCGGGUUCCAGGUGCACAGCGAAGGCGAGAGAGUCGCGGCCUUGCCACGAAUGAUUACAGGUGUCCAGAUGCGGUGCUUAUUUGUAGGAUAG
Molecule: messenger RNA, 2046 nt
Organism: Pleurotus ostreatus (oyster mushroom)
Lineage: Eukaryota; Fungi; Basidiomycota; Agaricomycetes; Agaricales; Pleurotaceae
Exons: 10
Coding region: 1-2046 (681 amino acids)
Source: RefSeq, a predicted model, not a curated record